AUGUUAAGAACACUUAAGAAAACUCCUGGCUUGGUUACUAACCUGCAAAAUCGGCUAGUAUUUCCAGAAAAACUGAAAGGUACUAUUGUAGAGAAAUUGGCAAAUUACUGGAAGAAUUUAUUUAUCGAUUAUAAACAAAUGUUACAAGAUUUACGGACAGAUAUUCAAGAUGAUCCACGGAAGGCACUAAAGUGGUGCACAGGCUUAACUACGCUUUAUUUUUUGGCUAAAAACAAUCCUACAGAGACAGAUUAUAAAGAUAAAGCGAAAAGUAUUACAAAUGAAGUAAUUUUAGUAAGUGAAGACUGCAGAAAUACAAAAUCAAUAGACCACCUGAGAAACAUUCAACAAAGUUAUAAUGAAGGGGUAUUACAUUAUGUAAGUUUCGGUAUUGUCUCCUUUAUGUAUACCACAGAUUUAAAUGAUGGGUGUGAUUUGUAUAAAGCGCACUGCUCUUAUUUACAACCCAAAUAUACCUCAAUUUUGUCAAAAAUUACUGAUGUUGGUAUUAUGGGUAGAUGGUGGAAUAUUUUCAUUAAAACAACAAACUUUGAUGUUAAAGAUUAG
Molecule: messenger RNA, 567 nt
Organism: Pieris macdunnoughi
Lineage: Eukaryota; Metazoa; Arthropoda; Insecta; Lepidoptera; Pieridae
Source: the annotation of a GenBank genome assembly